Molecule: messenger RNA, 1461 nt
Organism: Aspergillus homomorphus CBS 101889
Lineage: Eukaryota; Fungi; Ascomycota; Eurotiomycetes; Eurotiales; Aspergillaceae
Exons: 4
Coding region: 339-1190 (283 amino acids)
Cellular component (GO): RNA polymerase II transcription regulator complex
Molecular function (GO): transcription cis-regulatory region binding; DNA-binding transcription activator activity, RNA polymerase II-specific
Source: RefSeq, a predicted model, not a curated record
GUCCUUCCCCCUUCCCUUUCCAAACGCCCCCCCCCCUCCCCAGAUUUAUUCAUCGCCAAUAAUAGUCAGCAUCUGAACCACCACCGAGUGACGGACAUAUUCGUACCGUAUAGCGUUAGCUUCCACUUCCAGGAAAGCUAUCUCCGACGUCGUCUGCUUACCUCAUCGCCUCCCACUCCUCCGUUUCCCUUGUCAUUCUCUACAUCCUCUCUCCCUUCUUAAGAUACCAGUACUUCUAUACAGGCCGAGCUCUUCGACGGCCCCCUUGCCCAACUUGAAUUGGCGAUCCUUUGUUUUGUUUUGGCGCGUCUUCGUUGUUUUCGAAGUCUAUACUCGCGAUGCAGCCCACACUAGCCCCAGCGCCGCAUCCAAGCAUGCAAACCUCUGCUCAGGACCAUGCAGACCAGGUAUUGCAUGACCAGCUGCUAGCUGCUCAUCAACAUAUGUCUCAUCCACAGCAACCGCGACCGCAACCGCCGACGGCACAGCCCGCGCACAUGCAACCCAACAACACGAGUCCUCGCGAUCAGAAUAACAUUGACCCUGCUAUCUCGGGCGCCACAAUGCUGAGUGGCCCCCCGCAAACACCCCCUCAACCGGAACCGACGAGCCAAGAAUCCCCCAAGACUUAUGGCAAGCGACCGUUGUCGACUUCGAAGCGUGCUGCCCAGAACCGUGCAGCUCAAAGAGCCUUCCGCCAACGAAAAGAGAGUUACAUCCGCAAAUUGGAAGAACAAGUGAAAGAAUAUGAUGGCAUGUCAGAGACACUGAAGGCCCUCCAGGCGGAGAAUUACCAACUGCGAGAAUACAUCAUCAACCUGCAGUCUCGGCUGUUGGAUUCACAGGGCGAAGUCCCUGAGCUGCCUAGUAACAUUGAUCUGAGCCAGCCGCGUACAGAAUUGUCUCUUUCGGGACCCGGUCCAGCAUCUGCAGGGGCACCGGCCCAGGCUCCUCCAGGGCCUCCCCAGCAGCCCCAAGCGCCCAACCAAGCAUCUGCCCCCAACGACGAUAUGAACUCGUUGAACCGCAUCGCUGUUGCUGGCUUGGGUAUGCGCAAACACCCGAACGAAGAAGCUAAUUUCCUAGGGACCAGCUUUCAAGCUCGCCGCCCACGCGCUGACGAAGGUCAACCGGACGUUUCCGACGCUCCGAAGACGGAAGUCAGUCACGGUCUGCCGGUUGUUUCAUGAGACAUCGAACUAUGCUGCUUCAUUGAUAUUCUACUACCGUUGUCACUUCCUUUUUGCAUCCGUUGAUCUCUGAGUUUCCCCAUUCCGACUGCUCUGGUCUGCAAUUGUUCCUCCACCCCUCUUUGUAUCCUCCCCGGUGUAAGGCGCGAUGUAUCUAGGUAUUAUCUCUGGUCCAGGAAGGAGCGGUGUUUUUGCGUUUGUUCAGAUUCUCUUUCUACUUCUUCAAUGCUUGAAACCUAGAAGGGAGGAAAAUGAUAACCAUGCUAGCAUG